This is a messenger RNA of Apaloderma vittatum (bar-tailed trogon), 2962 nucleotides long. RefSeq names its product ubiquitin specific peptidase 4 (proto-oncogene) (gene USP4). The annotation marks the transcript as partial. Gene Ontology annotation, molecular function: cysteine-type deubiquitinase activity. The record is from RefSeq and is a predicted model, not a curated record. NCBI's taxonomy places the organism in Eukaryota, Metazoa, Chordata, Aves, Trogoniformes, Trogonidae. Gene Ontology annotation, biological process: protein deubiquitination. The transcript is spliced from 21 exons.
AGGUACCUGGUGGACAGCCGUUGGUUCAAGCAGUGGAAGAAGUACGUGGGCUUCGACAGCUGGGACAUGUUUGGAGCGGGCGAUCCCGGGCUCUUUCCGGGGCCUAUCGACAACUCGGGUCUGUUCGGCGAUCCAGAAACUCAAAUUUUAAAAGAACACCUCAUUGAUGAGCUAGAUUACGUAUUGGUUCCCACUGAAGCCUGGAAUAAACUAGUAACGUGGUACGGCUGCAUAGAUGGACAGCAGCCUAUUGUGAGAAAAGUAGUGGAAUAUGGUCUGUUUGUGAAGCACUAUAAGGUGGAAGUUUAUCUUCUUGAGCUGAAGUUGUGCGAGAGCAGUGAUCCUGACAAUGUAAUCAGCUGCCACUUUAGCAAAGCGGAUACUGUUGCUACCAUCGAGAAAGAAAUGAGAAAACUGUUUAAUAUCCCAGAUGAGAAGGAAUCCAGGUUAUGGAACAGAUAUAUGAGUAACACUUACGAGCAGCUCAGCAAGCUGGAUAGCACAGUGCAGGAUGCAGGGCUCUAUCAGGGUCAGGUUGUUUUAAUAGAAGUGAAAAAUGAGGAUGGCACAUGGCCUGGACAGCAGUUCCUGGCAAAAUCAAGCACUGCAACUAGCAGAAACUUUACUACCUCUUCAAAAUCAUCAGCAAGUUCUUAUUCCUCAGUGUCUGCCACUUCUGUCAUUACUAACGGUGAUAGCAGUAACUCCUAUGGAUUGAACAGCUCCCACCUGGGCAGGGGAGGAUCUGGAUUUGUCUGUAACUCUUACAGCUGCAGGGACAAUGCUUCCCUGUCACAACCUGGACUCUGUGGACUCAGUAACCUUGGAAAUACCUGCUUCAUGAAUUCUGCAUUACAGUGUCUGAGCAAUACCCCUCCUCUGACUGACUAUUUCCUGGAAGAUAAGUAUGAAGCCGAAAUAAAUCAGAACAAUCCGCUGGGGAUGAGAGGAGAAAUCGCAGAAGCCUAUGCAGAGCUCAUUAAACAGAUUUGGUCUGGGAGACAGUCUUAUGUGGCCCCACGUAUGUUUAAAACGCAGGUUGGCCGAUUUGCUCCUCAGUUUUCAGGAUACCAGCAGCAAGAUUCGCAGGAGCUCUUGGCUUUUCUUCUAGAUGGUUUGCAUGAGGAUUUGAACAGAGUGAAGAAGAAGCCCUACUUGGAGCUGAAGGACGCCAAUGGCAGACCUGAUUCGGAGGUGGCAAAGGAGGCCUGGGAGAAUCAUAGGCUGAGGAAUGAUUCUAUCAUUGUGGAUAUUUUUCACGGUCUUUUCAAAUCUACCCUUGUUUGUCCCAAAUGCUCCAAAGUUUCUGUGACAUUUGAUCCCUUCUGUUAUUUAACCCUUCCACUGCCCUUGAGGAGAGAUCGACUCAUGGAAGUUACGCUGGUGUAUGCAGACCCACAGCGCAGACCUGUGCAGUACCGGGUUGUGGUGCCGAUGAUGGGGGCCAUCUCAGAUCUGUGUGAAUCACUGUCCAGACUCUCUGGUGUUUCUGCAGAAAAUAUGGUGGUGACAGACGUAUAUAAUCAUCGAUUCCACAAAAUUUUCCAAAUGGAUGAAGGUUUAAAUCAUAUCAUGCCAAAGGACGACAUCUUUGUGUAUGAAGUUUGCAAGCCAAGUGAGGAUGGCUCGGAGUACAUUACUCUCUCUGUUUACUUUCGGGAAAAGACGAUGAGACAAUCCAGCAAUACUUCAGGGACCGUGCUCUUUGGUCAGCCUCUGUUAAUAUCUGUGCCGAAACACAAGCUCACUGUGGAUCACUUGUACAGUGUGAUUUUGGAGCAGAUCAGCCGCUAUGUGAAACUCCCUUUGGCGGAAGAGUACUCUUCACCCUGCCCAGACAAAGGAACUUGCAGUCGCUCCAAUGGUGUGGUUGAAGGUGACAUUGAAGAGAUGGAGCAUCAGGAUGGUGGACAGGAAGGCAAGGAAAAAGUGGCAGAAGUUGAUCCCUGCCACUCUGAGGGUUGUAUGCAGAUUGAGUCAGCAAGAGACCCGCAGCCUUGCAAAAAGCCGCAUUUCACUUUUAGUCUUGUGAAUUCCUCUGGGACCUCUGAGAUAAACUCCAUUGUAGAAGGAAAACUCUUAAAACUGAAUGCUUUUUCUGCACUUGCUAUUGAUUGGGAUUCUGAUACUCGGAGGCUGCUUUAUGAUGAACAGGAGGCACAGGCGUUUGAAAAACAUGGAAGUAUGGCACAACCACAGAAGAAGAAGGCUGUCGUAGCCCUCAGAGACUGCAUAGAGCUCUUCACUACUAUGGAAACGCUUGGUGAACAUGACCCGUGGUACUGCCCUAACUGUAAGAAACAUCAACAGGCCACAAAGAAGUUUGACUUGUGGUCUUUGCCCAGGAUUUUGGUAGUGCAUUUAAAACGCUUCUCAUACAGCAGAUACUGGAGGGAUAAACUUGACACUGUUGUGGAAUUCCCUAUCAGGGGUUUAAACAUGUCCGAGUUCGUCUGUGACCCAAGAGCAGGCUCAUACGUGUAUGACCUCAUUGCAGUUUCCAAUCACUAUGGAGCCAUGGGAGUAGGCCACUACACUGCCUACGCAAAGAACAAAGUGAAUGACAAGUGGUACUACUUCGAUGACAGCAGUGUAUCCGUGGCUUCAGAAGACCAAAUAGUGACAAAAGCUGCGUAUGUGCUCUUUUAUCAGCGCCGAAACAAUGAGGAACAUACUGCCCCAUCUCCUCCCCAGGAAGAGUGUGACGGCAUGGAUACCAACUAAGCAUCACCUCCAGCACUCAGCUGCCACGUUAGUGGUCACUCUUCUAAAGCCAUGCCUGAGGCAUCUGACAAUUUUUCUUCCUUGUGUAGGAGUUGAGCAGAAAAUCUAGCACUGAAAGAUUCAGUGCUGGGGGUUGCAGAAUAGCACUGGAGAGCCAGGAGUAGGUGCUGACACUUGGGUAUUUAGAGGCCAAAAAUAAUAUAUAUUGGAGCUUCAAUAAAGUUCUUUUUAAAAUCUG